Antechinus flavipes (yellow-footed antechinus) is the source of this 3906-nucleotide messenger RNA. It is a transcript of the gene TANGO6, whose product is annotated as transport and golgi organization 6 homolog. Lineage: Eukaryota; Metazoa; Chordata; Mammalia; Dasyuromorphia; Dasyuridae. The record is from RefSeq and is a predicted model, not a curated record. The transcript is spliced from 18 exons. Gene Ontology annotation, biological process: protein secretion. Bases 1 to 3288 code for a protein of 1095 amino acids.
AUGGCGGCCGCCGGGGCUCGUGAGCCUGUGGCGCUUGAGCGCAUCGUGGGAGCUCUGAAGCUGCUGCUAAGCCCCGGAGGAUCCGGUUCCAGUUCCCUUCAGAUCACAAAACAUGAUGUGCUGUUGGAUACUUUAAAAUCUAACUUGUCAGUGUUGGAUAAAAAGUUUGAGGAGGAUCCUCAGUGGAAGGAACUGAAGAGCUUGCGAGAUGAAAUUGCCGGGAAGGCAGAAUGGUUGCAGAACUCUGUGGAUGUCACCUGGAGUUUUACUUCUCAGCUCUUGGUUUUACUCUUAUGUCUAAAACAAAGCAUGGUCCUGCUGGCCGCUAAUUUCCAGCCAUCCCAGCCAAAUCCCAGAACUGCAGAAGCUGCUCCUGCCCUAAGUCCUGAUACACUUAGUGUCUAUCAGCAGAAAACCGUUCAGUCGGCUUUGCAGUUUGUGGUAACCUUGGGCAUCUGCCCCUUCCUUUUGACUGGUGUUGGAAUACCCUUGCGAUGCCGGACAGAGUUCGGUGCUGUUAUUCAAGAUGUCGUCUCCUUUGCUGCUGCCCCCAGCGCGAUUCAUAGACUCUAUACAACCUGCAUGCUACUGCUGGAUAUUGCAAAACAUGUGUUUCUGGGGAGUCUGAUUCUAAGUCGCCACUUUGGAGACAUUGCAGCGGGGCUCUGCCAGCUAGGGUUCUGCCCCAUGAAAAGAAAAGAUGAACCAGCAAAGCCUGGGCGAGAAGGUCUGAAGGAAGAAGAGAGGGGCCGAGCAAGAGAAGCCUUGCAGAGCAUUUUGGAUCAAGUCUACCAGCCCCUGGUUGUUCGGGAGCUGAUUCUUCUCCAGGGAGGAGCUCACCAGACAUCCUCAGAUACGAAAAUGCCAGCUAGUAGUCGGGCUCCAGCCUGGCUCCGACGUCUUUGUGGACAGCUGCUUUCAGAAAGGUUGAUGAAACCCCAUGGUGUUCAGGCUGUGGUCCGGGGCAUUCUGGAAGGAGCUGGUGCUGGAGCAGCUGGUGGAGCUGGUGCUGAGGCAGUUGCUGCUGACUGGAAGAAGUGUGACAUGGUGGCUAAGAUUCUGGCCUCCUGUCCCCAACAGUCCCUUUCUUUAGAAGCUUACUAUCAGCAAAUCUCCCCUCAGAUUCUAGAUUUAUUGCACAUUCAGGAUAAAUUGGUAGCCCGGCAAUUUCAGAGAGUUGCCACCACAACCUUCUUGACCAUGACAAGAGAACACCCUCAAUUAGCUAAAAAACACUUGAUUCAGCCAAUGUUAGAGCCAAUUCAUCGUUGUUCAAGUAUGGCAGAGUUGUUACCAGAGCUGGAAUUACAUCCAGGAACCAUUGUGGUAAAGGAGGAAGAACUUAGCCGCUGUUUGGAAGAUGCAUUUAAGGUGUUUGUGGUUGGCAAUGAGCCCGGCAUGGCCUUGCUGCAGUCCUUGCUUCCAGAUCUGGGGGUUGUUUUUUCUCUCUAUUGCUUUACUCGGAAGAAUGUCUCUCCCUUAAGGUCUUUCUGCCAAGAGAUCUUAUUAUGGAUGCUGGAGAAGCUGGAGAGAAAGGCCGCUCUUGCAACUCUGAAGGGACUGGCAGGUCUGGAUAAGUCAGUGCCUUCACUCCAUCCUCUGUGUGAAUUCAGGGCUGCCAGUCAGGGCGGCACAAUGGUGACUAUCAAAGAGACAAGCAGUGAUGAGGAUGAGGUUCUGUAUCAGAAAGUGGUGUCCGAGCAGGAACAGGCGGAGUUUCUGGUGGAGCUGCUGUCGCAGUGUCAGGAGAGCGGCCUGGCCGGGGACUUCUUCAUCUGCUGCUUGGAGGAGCUGACACAUGUAGCGGUGGAGAAGGAAGCCAAACCUCCCUCCAAGCCCUUCUCCCACCGAAGCCUCUUGGCCUUGGAGGAGUACCAGCGGGCUCUGGUCGAAGAGCAGGAGAAGAAGCUGCUGACCUUGCAGGUGGUGGCCGUUCUGUGUGAGAGGAUGUCCGAGACGGUCUUUACCAGCAUCAGCCAGGUGGUGGAAUUUGUAGCAGCAACAUUGAAGAGAGCAUGUCUUAGCUUAACCCAAGAGUUAGAGAGUACUGUGGAAGCACAGACUUUGAGUAUGUCAAUGGGACUGGUGGCUGCCAUUUUGGGAGGAGCUGUUCAGUUGAAAUCCAGUGACUUUGAAGUCCUGCAGAAGCUGGUCCCCCUGUUAGAAGAGGUCUCCUCUACCUACCCAGAGCCCGUCAUUCAGGAGCUCGCUGCUGAUCUCCGCAUCACCAUCUGUACCCACGGUGCCUUCUCCACUGAGGCGGUCAGUGCUGCGGCAGAGGCUACGAUGAAGAAAAAAGAGCCAGGAGGGGGCAAGCUGGAGGGUCGGCCUCAUACCAGGGCUCAGAGAAGCUCGGAUGGGCUGCAGCCCCACGGCGACACAGUCAGCCCCACCGAGAGCCCCUCCACUGCUCCCCCCGCACCCUCCACGGUCCAGGGCACAAGCCCCAGGCGGCAGCGCCCCUUGGCAGAGAGUGCCGCUGCCAACCAGGGCCCCAGGAGCCUGGGCCCAGAACGCUUUCAGGAGGUCCUCUUGUCAGCCUAUGACCCUGAAGUUCCAACACGGGCUGCUGCUCUGAGGACUCUCUCCUCCUGGAUCGAGCAGAGAGUUCCGCAGGCACUUCAGGGCCAGGAGAAGCUUCUAAAGGUAUUCUUAGAGAAUAUGGAACAUGAAGACACCUUUGUGUAUUUGUCUGCUAUUCAGGGUGUUGCCCUGCUGGCAGAUGUAUAUCCUGAGGAAAUCCUCCCAUCCCUGCUGGCACAGUAUGGGGAUAGCCCUGGAAAGCAUCCACCAGAGACCAGAAUGAAAGUGGGAGAAGCGCUGAUGAGGAUCGUCCGAGCAUUAGGGGACAUGGUCUCGAAGUACCGAGAGCCUCUGAUUCACACCUUCCUGAGGGGAGCCAGAGACCCCGACGGCAGCCACAGAGCCAGCAGUUUGUCCAAUCUCGGAGAACUCUGCCAGCGGCUCCAGUUUCUCCUGGGCCCCGUGGUUCACGAGGUGACAUCUUGUUUGGUGGCCGUCGCUAAGACAGACCCUGAGGUCCAGGUUCGAAGAGCUGCCGUCCACGUGGUGGUGCUCCUGCUGCGAGGGCUCAGCCAGAAGGCGACUGAAGUGCUGAGGGACGUCCUGAGGGACCUGUACCGCCUGCUGAAGCACGUGGCGCGUUCGGAGCCCGACGAGGCGGCCGCGCUGCACGCCCAGCUCGCCCUGGAAGAACUGGACGCCAUCAUGAGGAGCUUCCUGUUCCCGCCCCAGAGGCUGGAGAAGAAGAUAGUGGUGCUCCCCUAGGAGGCCCUUCCCGAGGGGGGGCAGGCAGCCAUCCCCGGCUCCCCCGGGCAGCAAUGAGGGGCUCGUGGCCCCCACGCCCCUCCCCCUCCCGCCCUGCUCCCCCCGGGUGACUUGGGAUGCCUGCAGAGGCUCCCGGGACAUCCUGCCCCCGCGGGAGGCUCAUCGCUCCGAAUCCCACGAGGAGCACUUGCCCAUUGAUGCUGAGGGUGCUCCUCCUCCCCGGGGUCACCGCACAGCUGGGAGGAGCCAGAAGGGACCUCGGGGACCCUCGGGUGCAGCCCAACGCCUCGCACUGUCAGCAGUGAGUUAGUGCCUCCUGAGAGCCCGGCCAGGCCUCUGGUCCCCCGGCCACCCCGAGCAACAGGGCUGCACCCCACACGGGGACUGGGGGACCGGGCCUGCCGGCUGCCCCAGAACCGGGCCGCCCCUGCCCGGGCCAGAACAGGCCCAGCUCUGCCCGCUCCUCCCCCAUUUGGUGGGUUACUGCGUUGUCGAUGGCAAAUGGGGUGAGGGCAGCCCCCGCCCUUUGUGCGAGGGGAGGGUUUCCGUUUCUGAUGGGAGAAGGCGUGGGUUUAGAAUGAAGGUGACAUAAAAAAUCAAUAAAAAUCUUAGAAGAAA